This is a messenger RNA of Durusdinium trenchii, 468 nucleotides long. Lineage: Eukaryota; Dinophyceae; Suessiales; Symbiodiniaceae. The record is from the annotation of a GenBank genome assembly.
AUGUUGACAGAUUCCAAAGAUUUGACCAUGCAUGUCCUCAGGAAGCUUGGAUAUUUUGACGACUUGAAUGCUGAUGAACACGAGGCGUUGUUCUGUUUCACCAAUGCCAUGGGCAACAAGCAUACCUUGAGGAAGAUGGACCUGCUGCCUCAUCCAGCAGACCGCAGUCAGGAUGUAAGAGAGAAGUUGCGAGCCGCAUUUCUCUCUCACGCAUUCUCAGGCCAAUGGCAAGUUGUCCACAUGGAUGACAAUGCCAUAAUGUUUGUGCAGCAAAUUUUGUGGAAGGAAGGCCUUCUCACCGAAUCACAACUCACUUGUACACAGUAUGAACUUAUUAGACCCAUGAAGGCCUAUGCAAAGAAGUAUGGGCUAAGACUCAUGGAAUCCUUCAAUGCGCUUGCAUUUCAAAUUCAACACCACAGUAAUCAAAAUCCAGACAAGAGACCCAUGAUAGACUUUGAAAGAUGA